Messenger RNA from Rhododendron vialii, 4327 nucleotides. RefSeq names its product pentatricopeptide repeat-containing protein At5g18950. Gene Ontology annotation, molecular function: protein binding. The record is from RefSeq and is a predicted model, not a curated record. The transcript has 4 exons. Bases 295 to 2160 code for a protein of 621 amino acids. Lineage: Eukaryota; Viridiplantae; Streptophyta; Magnoliopsida; Ericales; Ericaceae.
UGGAAAUAGUUUAAAACCUUGGGCAUCUUGUAUCUCCUUCUCCUCCUCUUUGUUUUUUAUCAGUUUGUAAUCUCCUCCUCCGAAUCUCGAGCAUUGGCUAAGACCUAUCGGUACGAACCACCGUAGUUGAUCAACACCUGGUAACACUUCCUUUCAUCCUCGGUUGCUUUGAGCUUCUACAAUUGGUAACGCUUCUAUACUUUUGCCCCCAUUUCUACAUCGUCUGAAUCUGUUUAUAACCAAAAAAUAGAAAAAAAAAACCCCAACACCCAAUAAAAUCACCAGUGGCAGUGAAUGGCCAGACCUCCACCCUCUUUCAAAACCCUUAUCCACCGCCAAAACCCACCUCGCACAAUCCAAAACCCCAAUCCCCAAAUCCGAACCCUCGGCGGCGGCGGCGGCGAAGAAUUCGUUCAGACCCAUCACCAGAACAAGCUCGAGGGCUUGACCCAGAUCGCAAAAGAGGUUUCUAAGGUAAUCCGAACCCGACCCAGGUGGGAACAGACCCUAAUCUCCGAUUACCCUAGCGUCAAUUUCCUUGACCCACAGUUUUUUCAUGAGAUUUUGAAGCAGCAAAACAAUGCCUUUCUCUCUCUUCGCUUCUUUUACUGGCUUAGUUCUACUAACCGUGGAUUCAUGCCGGAUAAGUUUUUGUGUAGUGUGAUUUUUGAUAGUCUUGUGGAGGCCAAAGCUACCAAUGCUGCCAAGUCUUUUUUGAGUUACGUAGAUUUUACUCCUCAACCGGAUUCUUUGGAGAGAUACAUUAGAUGUCUGUGUGAAAGUUGUGAUAACAGGUCGAUUGAGGAAGCAUUGAAUGUGUUUGAUCACUUGAAAGAGUUUGGUUUUUGCCCGGCAUUAGUGACGUGGAAUUCGGCUUUGUUUCGUUCCGUUCAAGCUGGGAAGAUUGAUGUUGUUUGGAAGUUGUAUGGGGAGAUGAUGGAUAAUGGCAUUGUGGGGGACGUGGAUACAGUUGAGUAUUUGAUUCAAGCUUUUUGCAUUGAUAAUAAUGUUUCGAAAGGUUAUGAGCUACUGAGACAAGUUCUGGAAGAUGGUUUUGUUCCUAGUAAUGUUGCUUUUAAUAAGUUGAUAUCUGGGUUUUGUAAGGAUGGGAAGUAUUCUAGCGUUUCCGCACUCCUUCAUACUAUGAUUGCAAAGAACUGUCGGCCUGAUAUUUAUACAUAUCAGGAAAUAAUCAACAACCUUUGCAAGAGGGGUGUUUGGCGUGAAGGAUUUCGGAUUUUCAAUGAUUUAAAAGAUAGAGGGUAUGCUCCGAAUAGGGUCAUGUAUACAACUAUGAUACACUGUCUUUGUGAGAUGAAAAGGAUUGGGGAUGCGCGGAAGUUGUGGUUUGAGAUGGUUCGGAAAGGAAUUCUUCCAAAUGAAUACACGUAUAAUGCGCUCAUUUAUGGGUUGUGUAAAGUUGGUUAUAUUGAAGAUGCAAAGGAGUUGUACAAGGAAAUGUGUUGUAGAGGUUACAAAGAGACCACAGUCAGUUACAGCACUAUGAUCAGUGGGCUUUGCUUGCAUGGAAGAACAGAGGAAGCUUGUGAGUUGUUUCAAGAAAUGGACGAAAAGGGAAUUGCUCGUGACAUAAUCACAUACAAUUCGAUGAUUCAAGGUUUAUGCAAAGAAUUGAAGAUACGUGAAAGUAUGAACCUGUUGGACGAACUUCUGGAGCAGGGUUUGCGGCCUUCAGCUUCCACUUAUACUUCCCUCAUAGAAAAGCUUUGUGAAUUGGAAGAUUUGGACAAAGCAAAAAUCUUGUGGAGAGAUAUGCAAAAUAGGGGCAUAGAACCAGCAGUUUGUACUUAUGAUUUCAUCAUAACUGGGUUGAGCAAUAAAGGGUAUGUUGCCGAAGGUAUGGAAUGGUUGAAUGCAAUGCUGACAAGUGGGCUCAGACCACAAAAGCAGACCUUUGAGAGACUAAUUCAAUGUCUCUCGCAAGGAGAUAAGCUGGAUGAGGUUUUACUCGUUUUGGAUUAUAUGUUUAAUGUGGGUUAUGUACUGAGCAAAAGUAUUUGUCAAGACGUGGUUGAUAGACUAUGUGAUAAGAAUUCUCUUCAGACUCUUCACAUUGAGACGUGUCUGGGGUUUAUCAUGCAGAAAGAAAUUACUGCACCACAGGUUUCCACUGGUUCUCUGGUAGCAACUAGCAACUAGCAACCAAAUGGUAUGAACGUUAUUGUUGGUGUGAUUAAAGUUUUUCACUUCUUCAAUCCGACAAUUCUAGAGACAUGUCUAGUAUGGACCUCUUUGGGGGCAUUUGAAUAUCAACUCAUUGUUGUGACCACCCUAAUUUGUUUAGUUAAUUGUGCACAAUAAAUAUCUAAUCUUGGUGCCUAAUAUUUUCCGUGGUGGUCAAUUUUCUUGUAUUGGAAGCACCUUCAGUGCCUUGUGGGCGGUAUUGGAAUCAGAAGUCCUUCAUGUGAAGAAGGGUAUGUUGCCGAAGGGAUGUAAUUGUAAUGGUUGAGUGAAAUGCUGAAAAGUAAGCUCAGACCUUGAAAACAAACUUUUGAGAUACUAAUUCGAUGUCUCUCACGAGGAGAUAAACUGGAUGAGGUCUUACUCGUUUUGGAUUAUAUGUUUCAUGUAGGUUAUGCACUUAGUCAAUGUACUUUCCAUUCUCUGGUUGACAAACUAUGUGAUAAGAAUUCCCUUCACUUUGAGACGUGUCUAGGGGGUAUCCUGUAGAAAGAAAUUACCGCAGCAGAGGUCUUCUAGGCCCUUCUUUGUUUGUCUUAAUUUGUUAUCAUUUAUUUAGACGAGACUAUGCUCUGAUAGUCUGAUUGUUGUACAUUUGUAUGAAAUAAAUCUUUUAGAAUUGUUUACUACUUUACUUAGUUGCAUAUGCGUUCUUUCAUUGCAUCUCAGGGAAAUUUCAUGAAUACUUCUGAUGCUUACUGUGAGGUCUCCAUAAACUUAGCUCAUAGUUCACGUAGGGAAAUAUCUCUGCUCAGUUAGUAUAAGCCUGACAUCCAUGACCAUGCUGCUUGUGAAUUAACAAUAAUUAGGUGAAUCUGUGAGACAGUGCAGGUUUCUGUUACCAGUACCUUUGUUGGUUUAUUAAGAAAGAAUAUUGGAAUUACUGUUGUGCCCCACAUGGCCUAUAUGGUCUUUUAGAGGUUUUAAGAAAAAUUUGUGUCUGCGUUAAUUCAUAUAGUCUUGUAGACUGUCAAUAUCAAGCUGAAGUUACAUGAUUAAAAUUACUGGACCUUCAACUUAGACCUCCGAACGUGAUUGAAACUAGAUGCAAAGACUAGUUUCGAGAUUGACUAUAAAAGUGGAAGUAAGGUGGCAGCAGUGUGUGACAUGCCAACAUCAAAUUUACUACUUGGGUUGAAGUUUCCAUAUCUGAAAUGAUUGCAAAUCCGUUAGUUUCAAGUAGUAGAAAUCCUUUAGUGCUGAAGACUAGACAGCGUGUGUCUGGCCGCUAGAACAAAUUCGACCUACCUCUGCAGUUGAACUGAGCUUUUCAAAAAAUGCUAUUUCGUUAGGUUUCUGUUCAUUCUCUGGUUGCAACAAUAAUAUGAACUGUUAUUGUGGGUAUAAUUAGUAAUUUCACUUAUGCAACCAGAGACUCUAGAGAAAUAUCUAGAAUGGACCUUUGGAGGGGCAUUUGAAUAUCGACCGAUUGUUGUAACCCUAAUUUAUUUAGUUAGAUGUGCACGUAUAAUAUCUAAUUUUGGUGCCUAACAUUUUCUGUGGUGGUCAAUUUUCUUGUAUUGGAAGCCAAUAAAAGAAAUUGUUUCUUGUACUGGAAGUCUGGAAGCAACUUCAGUGCCUUCUGGGAAGUAUGGAAAUCAGGCCUUUGAGUGAAGAAGGGGCAGUUGAACUGUAAUCUGGUCGUGAAGAUGCCAUCAGUUUACCAGGACAUCAUCCCCUCUAGGGGUAUCAGGGGAUCUAACUUUCCUAUCUGUCAUGCUUCCUCAAUGGAUGGCACCAAAUUGAGACAGGCUGUGUAACCGAUCUGAAUAAAAUCUCCACUCUCAAUCCUUUUUUGAGGCUGAUGAGAUCCUUGUCUGUGUUUGUUGAUGUUGCUGGGGCAUGUGGAUGUGAAAAUGUGGCUGGGGUUCUGUUUCAGAUCUGGACUCCGAGUGGUUCUAGCUGCUGCUUAUUUGCAGCUGUCUUGCUUUUGUAUAGCCAUGGUAUUUGAUGGUUAUGUGUAGCACUGGAUGGUCCACAUCUUUUGUAGGAACAUCCAGGCAUGUCCCACCGUCCUCUGAUGAAUACAACACUUGACACAUAUCCACACCCGACUUCCGCUCCAAGCGGAUGUAAGAUAGGGUAAAGACAACUGUCCCAGUAUCCAUUUUUUUUAUGCGUGGAC